CUACAACAGAUUUACUUUUUCCUUGCUUUAAAUCUGAACAAGGAGAUCGUGCUGUAAAAAAAAAUAAGGCACAGAAGUACUAAUAUCAGGGAAGGCGUGGGUUUCCCGGGAAUCUCACCAUCUACAGUAUGUCAGAUAAGUAUCGGGGAGAAGCAGAAGAACUUUCGCCGAAGGAUUGUGUUUCAAAGGCAGGCGUGCUUGCCAUCGAUAACAACAUGUUGUUCUCAAGCUGUUGUCUACCUUUGACGCGUGCAAGCGGCCACUCAAUAGGUAUUUUUGUGUGUCGUCGGCCCCUCAUGCGUCAAGGGCACGUAACAAACCGUCCGAGCUUACUCCGCGAUACGAUUGUCCUAUGUUACCCAUCUGCGAAUGUCGGUGCCGAAUACAUUAAAGACUAUCACGAUCAGUCCCAAUGCCAUCUGUAUGAUGGCAUCUCUGCGGUCUCUUGUCCAGCUUACCCUUGCUAUUACGAUCUUACCCCGGAUCUUCCAUUCUCUAGAAUUUACCUCAACGUGUUUGUGCACCAUGAUCGCGAUUCAUGAUGAGCAUGCCCGAUUCCCAGUCCCCGCUUUCGCUUGGCUCGACUGCUUGUAUAUGCUACUGGGGACCCGUCCCACUCCGCUGACAACGCUUGCGAUGAUGUUAUCAUAGGAGACGUACUGUCGAACUUCAAGCAUAUCUGGAGAUAGUUUUCGUUAGU
This is a messenger RNA of Somion occarium, 700 nucleotides long. The record is from the annotation of a GenBank genome assembly. Lineage: Eukaryota; Fungi; Basidiomycota; Agaricomycetes; Polyporales; Cerrenaceae.